This is a messenger RNA of Hipposideros armiger (great roundleaf bat), 7419 nucleotides long. RefSeq names its product solute carrier family 35 member E2B (gene SLC35E2B). Lineage: Eukaryota; Metazoa; Chordata; Mammalia; Chiroptera; Hipposideridae. The coding region runs from base 2511 to 3725 and encodes 404 amino acids. The transcript has 10 exons. The record is from RefSeq and is a predicted model, not a curated record.
UCCUCAACGCUGUUCCCCUCCCCCGAUUCCCCAAUAAAAUCUUUUUUUUUUUAAUUUUAAAAAAAGAUGAGCUGGGACUUUAUAGAAACUGAUCAGGCUGCGAGGUUUCUGAGGAGUUGAGCUCAUAAAAGUUCGUGAGCCCACCUAGUCCAGCUCUAUGGUCCUAACUUCCUUUGCAUAAAACUCUAUGGUUCUAACUUCUUGUCUCCCUGACUUAAAUACCCUCCAUCUUAACACAAAAGCCAGAAUGUGCACGUGGCUGGCUAGUUUUGCACCUGCUGGGUUGCAGCCCUUUUUCCUUUUCCCCCGAAUUAAUCCUUGUUGGUAACAGAAUACCUAAUUGAUAUUGUAGUUCAGCCGACAAAUAUUUUAUAGCUGCGAUUGACUGCGGGUAACUGGAACCGUGGAAAGUAAAACCACGGCUAAGGGGGGAACUAUACUGUAGGUCUAUCUGGGCUGGAUUUGCUGUCCCUUGAAACCAUAAAAGCAAAAUUCAGCAGCGCUCAGGGGCUUAGAGGCAAGCACUUCAGCCUGCUAGCCUGACCCCCCAUCUGGGAUGGCGGUACGUUAUGGAGGGUGCCAAGAGGACAACCGUAGUGGGGCGCCAUCUCCCAUCAGCAUGGGCCGCGUUGGUACAGUCCAGACUGUGACAACGGGCGGCUGCGGGGACGCUGUCCAGCGGCACCACCCCCAGCCUGGGCAGUCGUACGGUCCGGACUGUGACAAUGGGCAGCCGCGGGGGCGCCGCCUCCCAGCAGCACCCCCCCGCCUGGGCCGCAGUGGUACGGUCCGGACUGUGACAAUGGGCAGCCGCGGGGGCACCGCCUCCCAGCAGCCCCCCCCCGCCUGGGCCGCAGUGGUACGGUCCGGACUGUGACCUUUGGCGGCCGUUGGGGCGCGUCCCUGUCCCUGGCUCCACGGCGUGAGCGGGAAGCCCAGGUAUCCAGGGCACUGAGGAGCAGGUCCCGCGUGCGGGUGAAGAGCCGCCGUCGGCUUCCGGUGCGUUACUUCCGGGCCGGAUGAGAGUACUUCCGGCUGCGGCUCGCCUGGCCCCCGGCCCCGGCGCGCGCUGCGCUGGGCAGAGGGACGUUGGCCGCCCCACGGUGAGGCGCUGUCCGCCCAACCCCGCCGCCUUCCUUGCAGAGGAAGCGGCGAUCCGAGGCUCCACUCGGGUCAGAGGGUCGGCUGUGGGCCUUGUGGCGUCCGCGAUGCGGCCCCUUCCACGCCACAGCCUCGCGGAUCCCCGCCCCGGGCUCGCCUCGGCAGCCCCGUUUGUUCCCGGCCCACCUUAAAUGCCGCGCGCCCUUAAGGGCCCGAGGUGUAGCGGGGGCGCCUCCGGUUAAGGAGGGUUCCCCACCGCCCGCCCUGGAGUCCCGCGGCCCGCUUCCCUGACCGACAGGCGGGGCGGAGGGCCCGGGGUGGGCUCCCCGUGCGCGAGAGCGAGUGGCCAGGCCGCCAUCGAUGUCCCCAGGGAGAGGCCCGGGCGCCCCGCGAUGCGCACGGAGAUCUCGCACUGGCUGUCAUUCCGCGGCCCCUCCGAUCGGUGGGUGGCGGGGCCCCGGUGAUCCCGCAGCAAAGCCUCCGUGGUACGCGCGCUCAGGGCGGGGACAUCUUCCCGCAAGAGGGCAUGGCCUCGGCACGGAGGUGUUCCGGCCCGGCCGCGCGUUCCGGGGAGUGAUGGCGCCUCCCGGGGCGUGGGGAUGCCGCUCUGGCCCCUGGAAGGCGCCCAAGUCCAGGAGCAUCCUGGCUUCCCUGAGGCGUACAGCCUGGGUCGUUUCUGUAAGGGUGGGUGACCGGUUCACGCGGAAAACGCUGAAUAAAACAAACGAUGACGGUUGCCUCCGAUGGUCGCCUAUCGCCAUCGGGACCAGAGUCCACUGCGCUGGCCCGUUUCCAGCCACGGCUCCUCGGACUCCGUCCUCUCCCCAGCGCACCAGCCGGCCCACCCCAGGGCCCUUGCCCUCGCCGUGACCCUUUCGUCCCGAGGUGUCCCCUCCGAGAGGCCCUUGACCCUGCAGCCGGGUCACCCUUGGUUCUCCAUCACUCCCGGUUCCGCCCUUUGUCAUGUACCUUUCACUUUGUGGAGUGGCCGUCCUACCUUUAGCACCCGCCUCGCUGGCGCGGACCGCGUGGGGCCCACCGGAGCCCACGGCCCGGCCACGGGGCGCUUGUCCGUUUGGACGAGAGAGACCUCGGCUCUGGACGUGGAGGGCUAGCUGCGGGGUUGGGUGACGCCAGCCUCCCGCCCCGCGCUCGGUUCCCUGUGAGGCUUGCGGUCCACGCAGUGCGGGAGAUACAGGACAAGAAUUGCUUCUUGAAAACAACUUGAAUCAUGUGGGCUGAGAGAGAACUGGCUGUGGAAGGAGCCGGAAGGCAGCUGUGAUCCUGGCCAGGACCUCGCCACAGCCCCGCUCUUAGCAGGACGCCAUGCUGACGGGUCCCAGUGUCUGUCCUGCCACCUGAGGGUGGCGUGGCCGUGCUGGUGCAUCUUGCAGACGAGAACGUGCACCAUGUCAGCGGCAGCAAAACCCCAAGCCCCAGCAGAGCCGGCCCCGGGUCCUGAGGAGACGCCCCGGGGAAAGCCGCCCCUUGGCUGGGGCUCUCUGUUCGGCCACCGCGAGAAGAUUGUUUUCACCAGGAGUGAUAGCGCCCCCGGGGAGAGCGUGCUCACCGUCACCAUCAGCGAGACCACUGUCAUCGAGUCGGACCUGGGGGUGUGGAGCUCACGGGCUCUGCUCUACCUCACGCUCUGGUUCUUCCUCAGCUUCUGCACCCUCUUCCUCAACAAGUACAUCCUGUCCCUGCUGGAGGGCGAGCCCAGCAUGCUAGGUGCUGUGCAGAUGUUGUCCACCACGUUUAUUGGGUGCCUGAAAAUAUUUGUCCCGUGCUGUUUAUAUCAGCACAAAACCCGGCUUUCUUACCCACCCAACUUCAUCAUGACCAUGCUGUUCGUGGGCCUGAUGAGGUUUGCGACAGUGGUCUUGGGUCUGGUCAGCCUGAAGAAUGUGGCGGUUUCAUUUGCGGAGACGGUGAAGAGCUCCGCCCCCAUUUUCACUGUGAUCAUGUCCCGGCUGAUCCUGGGGGAGUACACCGGGCUGCUGGUCAACCUCUCCCUCGUCCCGGUCAUGGGAGGCCUGGCACUAUGCACGGCAACCGAGAUGAGCUUCAACAUCCUGGGGUUUUCGGCCGCGCUGUCCACCAACAUCAUGGACUGUUUGCAAAAUGUUUUUUCAAAAAAACUCCUCAGCGGGGACAAGUACAGGUUCUCGGCCGCCGAGCUGCAGUUCUACACGAGUGCCGCGGCCGUGGCCAUGCUGGUCCCAGCCUGGAUCUUCUUCAUGGACUUGCCGGUGAUUGGUAGGAGCGGGAAGAGCUUUGCUUACACACAGGACGUGGUGCUGCUGCUGCUGACGGACGGUGUGCUGUUCCACCUGCAGAGCGUCACGGCGUACGCGCUCAUGGGCAGGAUCUCCCCUGUGACUUUCAGUGUCGCCAGCACCGUGAAGCAUGCCUUGUCCAUCUGGCUCAGUAUCAUCGUUUUUGGCAACAAAGUCACCAGCCUGUCAGCCGUGGGCACCAUCCUGGUCACGGCUGGUGUCCUGCUCUACAACAAGGCCAAGCAGUACCAGCGGGAAGCCAUGCAGACCCUGGCCGUGGCUGCCGGCCGCACACCAGAGGACAGCGCUGAGCCGCUGGUCCCCAAGGAGGCCAGGCCGCACCACUGAGCUCAGGCCUCGGCAGGUGCCCGAUGCCACGCGCUGCUGCCAUCCUCGCUGACACGGGAUCCCUGCCCUCUCUGCCCCCUGGCCACUCCCACCCCCACGGUCACAGCUGGGGUGAGGAGACCAGGCCCGUGCAGCCUUCCCUGCCCCUUUCUGGGGUUUUCAGGCAAAACCAGCGGGAACUUGAAUGGAAUCCCAGACGCCAGCUUCCGGGGGCGGAGACCAGAGCCAGCUGCCUGCCGCCAAGCCAUCGCCAAUGAUGUGAAAAUGUGAACACGGCCUCCCGCUGCCCCACGCUGAGCGCACGGAAGGGGUCUGGACUCACCGGCCUCUGCACGGCCCUCGCAGGGCACGAGGCCUGACUGCAGUUAGGCCCCCAUUCCUCCGGGUGAAAACCACUGGGGACAACUGUGAAGUCAGAGCUGGGUCUAGGUGCCAACAUGGGCUGCUGUCUGCUUGGUGCCAGCAGACAGAACUCAUCUUCCCCACGCUAGCCACUGAAGGCACUGCCCACUCCUUGGCAUGUGGGGAGACCACUGUGCUGGAAUGAAGGCCAAGGUGCCCACUGCCUGGGUACAGAGGCCACAGAGCCAGGCAAUGAGUGGGGAGGGGACACACAGGGCUCCGAAACAGGGGGCCCCUGCUGCUGAGGGUGGGGUGUUGGGCCCUUGCCUUGCCACCCGACCCUCCUACCCGAUGCGUCCUCUCCCCCACCUGGGGCUGCCAACAGCCGGUCCCACUUAGGGAAAGGUCACUCCAGGAAGGCAGGGGGGUCUUUCAUCACCUGCUGCACUAAGCCCCCGCUUCCGAGGGGCUCCAGCCCUGGAGGCUGGGACACACGCGCAGUGCUGAGCUCAGGCAGGGGAUGCCGCCCUCCGUUGCUCUGGAGUCAGCUGCUGUGCAGGGUCCCCUACCGCCCGUGUCUCACCAUGAAGACAUUACACUUUUCCUCCUGAAUGGGUGAGGGCCGAGGAACACUUGGAGUGUUUACAGUUUCCAUUACACUGUAGCAUUGAAAAUGAGAAUGUAAUUUUUUAAAAAGGAGACGCAGGCGCAGGUGGCUUCUGGACUGCAGCAUGUAUGUCACACUCUGAACCCACAGGCUGGCGGCGGGCUCCCCUCCCAGAGUGGAUGGGCAGGUGCGGGAGCCCUGUGCUGGGCUGAGGCUCCUGAGCGCUUCACACUAUCCCUCACCCCCCUUUCUGAUGGGGCACGUCCACCGCCAGCCAGUUUCUGGGGCCCUCCCCAUAGGGCAGCCCCACUCGGUGGUCCAAGGCGGCCUGGCCACCUGACCACCACAGCCUGCCUGCUGGAACUGAGUACACCAACUGAGAAAGGGGACCAAAGGCGCCCUUGUCCCUAAAUCUUAUUUCCCUCCCUGCUGGUCAGGCCUUUGGCUCUCACGAUCAGUCCACUGGUUUUCCAGUUGGCUUCUCAACUGGAAAAUAUAAAAAUAGCCUCUUCGGGAGAUCACAUCUCUUGGAAACAAAGAGCAAUAAUUAUGUCUCAUUAAGUUCUGCCUACUUGAAAAAGUUUGCCACAGCGAGGGAUUAAAAUGAAGCUUUUUAAACUACAACCAACCUUUUUGCGAAGCUGACCUGCAUCCAGAGGACAGGCAGGUGUGUGCUCACAUGCAUGACAAGCUCACCUUCACUGUGAAGCUGUUUCUCCUGGGACUUGCCCCGGGUUCCUACUCCCUUUCCUCUUUUUCUGCUUCCCCCCAAAACAAAACUGAAGAGGACUCGUUGGUGAUGGCCGGGGUGCUGGGGUGCUGCGCUCAUCUGUGAAGACCAGAGCGAAAACACUGCUUCCACAGGGCUCCUGCCUGUGCACUGGAGAACAUGGGUGCAGUGCCUGCGGCUGACAGUGGGAUGUGAACAGGCAAAGGGGCACACGUAUCGCCACCCCGUUGCAGGAUUUUCAUGUUGGCCUUCUUGCAGACUUUGUCAUCUAAGUGUAAUCAGAAAUGCAGCCGCCUGUUGCCGAGUACUGUCAGGGGUUUCUGUACCCCAUGCAUCGUGGAGUUAUGCAGCUCCAGCCCGCGACGUGCCCCGCCCUCCACUCUCACAAGUGGCUAUCAGCUGGUUUUGAUUUUCUAAAUUUUGGGACCAGAAACUAAACGGAGAUUUUGCCAAAUUAUUAGUAAGUGAGGCAAUUUCCUGCAAGGCUGCUUUUGAGACUUCUCAUCCCGGCUAUGGCCGCCACUGCCCUCCCAUUAAGUCUCACGUCCGCCCGAGUCGCCCACUUCACAGGCAUGUCCAGGACAACCCAGUGCUGAGAGCCACAACCCGCAGCCUGGCUUGACCAUUUGUUUAAUGACUGUACAGAGAUGACAUGUUUUUUAUUACCUUUAUCUAGUUUUUAUAAUAUGUCCUCAGCUGUCGCAGAUGUGCUUGUACCGACGUUGAUACUGAGUGUCGUUGCUCACACUGGUCGGCGGCUCCUGUGUCUGUGGUUAUCUGUGCCUUUGUAAACAAGCCCACACUGGAUCCAGGCUCCCGAGGCUGGCCAUCUACUUAUGUGUCAGAGAUGGCUCAAGGAAACCCCCCCCAGAGUGACAUAAAAAGCUUUUUGUUUUUAAAUUCCACGAGUCAUAAUUUCUGCAGAUCAGCAUUAAAAUCAUCUGCCUUGGAAAGCUCAGGAUACCCUUGCACAACCCAAAAUGUGUCUUUAAUUUGAGAAAAAAUAAACAUGGUGAAUCAGAGACAGUAAAAAAAAAAAGUGUUAUGCUAAGCGUAUCAGCUACAUGAAGCUGUGCUUGUCACCUGCAUUUGAAAUACUUUCCCCACACCAGUGGCUUUCAAUUCCUGUUGUGCCACUGUCCUGUGGAUGGUCACUUAGGCUGUGUGUGUGUGUGUGUGUGUGUGUGUGUGUGUGUCAGACGCACAAUGGCUUUUUUCAUUUGUCCAGGUGAUGAGUUUCCUAAGGCCUGAAAGUGUCUUCACGGUGUCCCUGGGCUGGAGAAAUUAAAUAAGGAUUUUCUACAGCUCAAAGUCCUCUUCUCUGCUUUCCUCGACACACAUUGAACUAAGGGCUUUCUUCUUUCCAAAGUAUGUACAUGCCCUGGUUGGGGCCCCUUCCUUUUCCUGGUUUAUAAACAAGAACGCCCCAGGUCCCCAAAGAGUCUGCCCAUUUCUCUGUGCCCUGGCGUGGGGUCCCCCCCCCCAGCAGCUCAGAGCAUAAACCCUUCCACGCUGCUGUCUCUGAACUUCUUGCCUCCCGUUUUCCUGAGGGCUCUGAUUCUGAGUGUGAUGGCCACUGGAUCCAUGCCCAGAUGUCCAAACUGAGUUGGAAACUGUUCUAACUGGCAAAGCCGUGUGUGUGUGUUACAGUUUUUAAGGAAAACUGGCAGUUAGCCAAUUUGAAGUUUUUAUAAUAUUCACCAAUGUGAGUUUGAACCUGCCCAGGGGGUUGUGGGCUCCACAUUGAGAAUGGCCGGCCAGUCAGGGUGAUGUCCCCACACUGAAAAACUUGAAAGUUAUAUCAGUGAACCAUUACAUCAGAGCCAAGUAAUAUUUGCUUUAUACCAAACAAAACUGUGGAAAAGUGAAAGUGUAAAAUGUCUGUCAUGUUUUGUAUUUCACGUAUUACAGUAUUUGUGUGACUAGAUCAGUACUUUCUAGAAAAUGGUUCUGGUAAAUAAUUUAGUGAGUCACUUGAUUCUGCUAUGAUAAUAAACUGACGUUGUGUAACCGUG